Messenger RNA from Diachasma alloeum, 5226 nucleotides. RefSeq names its product serine/threonine-protein kinase Tao (gene Tao). The transcript is spliced from 8 exons. The coding region runs from base 512 to 3205 and encodes 897 amino acids. Lineage: Eukaryota; Metazoa; Arthropoda; Insecta; Hymenoptera; Braconidae. The record is from RefSeq and is a predicted model, not a curated record. Gene Ontology annotation, biological process: protein phosphorylation. Gene Ontology annotation, molecular function: protein kinase activity; ATP binding.
CAUUCCUCUCAAUAAAUAAACACCCCCCACACCCACCCGGUAGCACAACCCCUCGCACCCUGGCGACUCCUCCACCGGGUAUCACAGCUCCAAGUCUCGUCCCUCUCGUCGGCCAAAUGACGUAUCAAACCUAGAUAUAUGCACACAAAUACCCCAUUCCCAUUCCAUAAUCCAUAUUGUGCAUCCGGCUGCAAACAAUCAUCUCCGCGGAUCGCGGCUCCUCGUCGCCCAACAAUUGUCUCCGGGAGAAUUGAAACAAAGUGCUGGUGUUUGUGCUGGGGAGUGUGUGCAUGGGUUUGUGUUCACGUUCGUCAGGGCGUGUGCAUGCAUAACAGAUACGUAUACGGGAUUCCAGAGUGACGCGGGAAUAGGACAGACCGGAUGAUGGACUGACAGGGAAACCAAAGUAGAACACAUGAGAAGAGAGUAAAGGAAUUCACUCGGUGGUGGGGUGGAGCCAAUUAAGCUUGGACAAGAUAACAGACAUUUGGGUGAAUCUGAUACAGCUAAAAUGCCUGCUAUACCCAGGCCUGGUAGUCUCAAGGAUCCUGAGAUUGCCGAGCUGUUUGAGAAGAAUGAUCCCGAGAAGAUAUUCGAGGAUCUCAGGGAGAUUGGACAUGGGAGCUUUGGGGCUGUUUAUUAUGCACGAUGCCUACUCACCAAGGAAAUCGUUGCCAUCAAGAAAAUGUCGUAUUUGGGGAAGCAGACUGUCGAUAAGUGGCAGGAUAUACUCAAGGAGAUAAGAUUCCUGAGACAGCUGAAUCACCCCAAUACUAUUGAGUAUAAGGGGUGCUAUCUGAGGGAUCACACAGCAUGGCUCGUUAUGGAGUAUUGUGUUGGCUCAGCCUCCGAUAUAAUUGAAGUACACAAACGACCAUUAAAGGAGGACGAAAUAGCAGCAAUUUGUGAGGGUGUACUGCGUGGCUUGCAUUACCUCCACUCUCUUGGUAGAAUACAUCGUGAUGUCAAAGCUGGGAAUAUACUGUUGACUGAAAAUGGCACUGUCAAACUCGCUGACUUUGGCUCCGCCAGUAUAAAGUGCCCGGCCAACAGUUUUGUGGGGACACCGUACUGGAUGGCACCUGAGGUCAUUCUCGCCAUGGACGAGAGCCAGUAUGAUGGCAAGGUCGACGUCUGGUCGUUAGGAAUCACGUGUAUAGAAUUGGCGGAGAGGAAGCCACCGUAUUUCAACAUGAAUGCUAUGAGUGCACUGUAUCACAUUGCCCAGAAUGAUACGCCAACGUUAAAUUCACCAGACUGGUCUGAUGUUUUUGGGAAUUUCGUGGAAGCCUGUUUGACGAAGAGCCCCAAUGAGAGACCAUCGUCUGGUAAACUAUUGUCGCAUGGAUUCGUAACGAGAACGCGCUCCCCUCAAGUCCUGAUCGACCUGAUUCAGCGUACAAAAGGGGCAGUUCGUGAGCUGGACAACCUGAACUACCGUAAAAUGAAGAAAAUCCUGAUGAUCGAUGCAUGCGAGAGCGAGAGCCAAGUGGGAGAUGCUGACGACACUCCGGACGAGCAGACAGGUGGUGACAGCAGCAAGAGCAACUCCAUAACAUCAGAGCACUCGAUCCACUCGAUGGGGGUAUCAGCGAGCUCCCAAAGUUCCUCCACCAACAGUCUACCACUGCCGAAUGUAAACGACGCAAACGACUACUCCUCAGGCUCAGUGAGGAAUCGUCACAAGAUAUCAGCCGGGGUCACUGCCAAUUUACUCGAGCACGGUGCCAAUAAUUUUGCAACAAUAAGGACAACAUCGAUUGUCACUAAGCAGCAGAAGGAGCACAUGCAGGAGGAGAUGCACGAGCAGAUGUCUGGCUACAAGAGGAUGAGGAGGGAGCACCAGGGUGCCCUCGUGAAGCUCGAGGAGCGCUGUAAAAUGGAAGUGGAGUCACACAAACAACUACUCGACAAGGAGUACGAGACACUCCUCCAGCAGUUCAGCAAGGAACUCGAGAAACUCCAGCUCAGGCAUCUGCAGGAGCUCGAGAGGAAGUUAAAGCAGAAUCAAAAUGCCGAGAAGAAGCUCCAGAAGGAGAUCAUGAGCAGGCAGGAGGCAGAUCGCAAGGCGCUGGAGACCCAGCAGAAACGAGAGUACAAGGCGUACAAGGAGAGGUGGAAAAGGGAGCUCUCCCAGGAUGAGGUCACACCCAAACGUCAAAGGGAUGCUACACUUCAGAGCCAGAAGGAUAAUCUUCGUCAGAUGGAGGCGCAGGAGGAGCAGCGACUCGCUAGGGGACAGCGGGAGUAUCUUGAUUUGGAGAUACGAAAAUUUCGGAGAAAAAAAUUUCUCAUUUUUCAUAGUCUCGAGCAGGAGCUUCUGCGUGAGGAACUGAAUAAACGCCAACAACAGUUGGAGCAGGCGCACGCGAUGUUACUGAGACACCACGAGAAAACCCAGGAAUUAGAGUAUAGACAACAAAGAGCAGUGCAUUCACUGAGAGAGGAGCAAAUACAGCGCCAACAUGCCACUGAACUUUGCAAUCAGCAGGAGUACAUGCAGCGGGCUGAACGUGAUCUGCGGAAGAAGCAUGCACUUGAGUUGAAGCAACAGCCCAAGAGUUUGAAGCAGAAGGAGAUGCAGAUUAGGAAGCAGUUCAGGGAGACGUGCAAGAUACAGACGCGUCAGUACAAGGCACUCAAGGCCCAGAUACUCCAGACGACGCCCAAGGACGAACAAAAGGCGGUUAUUAAAAAAUUGAAGGAGGAGCAGAGGCGAAAGCUGGCGCUGCUUGGGGAUCAGUAUGAGCAGAGUAUCGCGGAGAUGCUGCAGAAGCAGAGCAUCAGGUUAGACGAGUCACAGGAGGUCGAAUGCCAUCAUCUUAAGGAGAGGCUCAAUUAUGAACUAGAGAUAUUGAUGGCAUAUCAGUCAAAGAAUAAAAUGCAGGCUGAGGCCCAGCGUAAUCGUGAGCGGCGUGAACUAGAGGAUCGUGUGUCAGUGAGACGAGCUCUCCUAGAACAAAAAAUGGAACUAGAGACUCAGGAAUUCCUUCAAGAACGUAGCGAAAGGAUACGUUUGUUGCAUGAGAGACAGGAACGUGAGUUACAACAAUUUGACGAGGAGAGUGCGAGAAUUGGAUUUAGUGCUCUAGCGAUUGCCGAAGCAUCUAAAGAGUCUUACCCAGACGACGAGAGCCUGAGUGGUUCAAUGUUGAGUCUAGCCCACAGCAAUAGCUCCACGUCAUUUCCUCCAAGUAGUCUUUAAUUACAAUAAUCGUCAAUAUACCUAAUACGGCCACACGUUCAACAACGACUCUUGCACUACAAUGAGUCGAUAGUACAGUGGGACUAAUUACUAUUAUUUCUUUAGUUUAUUUUUUUUAUAUAGAAACUCGAGUCAGUAGUUAAUUGGUAAAAUGAUGAUAAAUUUUAAAUACAUUUGGGGGGGAUUCUUCUGUGAAUAUUUGUGGGGUGAGGUAGAAAUUUCAGAUGACCUUUUUUGUGGUGAAUUUAAUGAACUGUGAGAAAGGUAUUUAAUAAAAUUUGAACCAUUUGUCUCAGGGAUAUUUGCAAAAUAAAUGUUUUUGAAACUUGCACUUGAAAAACUUUUGAAAUAAUUUGGCAAAUAUCUUGGCAACUGCUGGGUUCAGGAAAAAUGUCAAAAUACAUUUCUUGCAAAAAGGUUUCCUGACAUUUCUCCUCGGAACAGCUUGGUUCAAACAUAUUUACAAAACAAUCUGCUCUUUACCAUUUCACCACUGGAGUUAACAUUGACAAAACUCACCGCAAGAUUCAUUAUUCAUUGAGAAGAAAAAAAAAUGUCUCUGUAUGAGAACGCUAGCGUAAUUGUGUACGUGUGUAGUAUCCUGUCGAGUCCUCCAUUGAGAACAAAUUACCUUCCUUUUAAUAAAUUGCCCGCUCCUUCCUCACGACAAACAGUGAAAUGAAUCCAAAAUUGAGAUGAAAUGAAGAGACAGACUCCGACGACCACAAUGGGAUCCAUUAUCUGGCCAUCAUCUGCUUCGAGAUCACCCUCUUGUAUAAUUUGUGUUCAUGUCAUAGUCGAAUAAUCGAGAAUCAGUUGAUUGGGCCACCUCAUUCGUUCCCAUAAUUUUCGAUCAUCAGCACAAAGUCUUGUAACUAAAAUAAUCACUAGUGAAGUGGUGGGGGAAAUAACAUCACGUCGAAUAUUUCAAAGUUCUCAGGACUUUUCCCUUUGAAAUCCACUGCUCUCGAGAUAUUCUCAGAAUUAUUAGAAGAGUCACAAAUUAUGAAAAAUUCCAAGCCCAUUAUUCUAAAAGAGUCUCCAGAACAAGUGGAUUUGCUAAAGAAUUUUUUUAGUGCAGAGAUUUUUUUGACAUUUCCCCCUAAAACUCAGCAUUCUCUGGGUAUUUUCAAAAUUAUCCGAAAAAUCAAUUCUAUGAUAAUUAAAAAACUAUUAUCACUAGUUGAAAAAAAGAAUCAAAACUCUCAGGAGAUGAAAUCCUCGCUCUUUACCACUUCACUACUGUAACAAUCGUAAAUGUGAAAGAUAUUUUCCAAUUUUGACCACCACUUUGUCAUAAAUUUCCAUUGAAUACCUUAAGCAUAAGCGAGAACUCAUCGAUGUAUUGUUGUAAUCCCACAUUGUGCCACCAUGAAUUAUAAACAUAAUUCACGUAACAAUUGGAAUUACAUUGAGGUGCAAUACGCUAAGUCGUGGGCUCGGUAAUUUUACGAAUGAAAAUUUUUACGCUUAAUUGUAAUGAGUGUUCAAUAACGAACACAUUAGGCUACAAAAUUCUUUUUUAUUACUCAAUCUUCUGUUCAAUAAUUCCCUUUUUUUCUUUUAAUAUGCUGUGAUGUUACUUGACAAAAUUAAAAGAAAAAAGAAAAUAAUAAUUAUAAUAACAAUCAUCUGAAUCUCAAUGUUGUCGUCAAGCGUCGUGUACAUAGUGUCUACCGACUAUUUUAUAGGCAAAAGUUGGGAUUAAUUAAUUCACCAAUUGAUGAUAAACGAUUUGAGAGGCCAGAGACAGCGUUUUAGGUAAAAAAAAUGAUUUAAUUAUGAAGAAUAACUAGUGACCACAAUAAUUGGUCAACUCCAGUUACGUUGAUUACCACGAGAAUGACAUUUGUUUGUAUUAUAAGUAAUUCCUGCGAGUAUAUAUCAAUCAACUAUUAAUAGAUUAAAUACAGUUCCAUUAAGUGAAAGAUAAAAAAGCAAAAAGUAAUUAACGAUAUGAUAAUAAUAUGAUAAUAUUAUCAGCAAAAACAAUAAUAAUAUUCUAACGAUAGAACGAUUAA